Molecule: messenger RNA, 4009 nt
Organism: Haliotis rufescens (red abalone)
Lineage: Eukaryota; Metazoa; Mollusca; Gastropoda; Lepetellida; Haliotidae
Exons: 3
Coding region: 77-910 (277 amino acids)
Biological process (GO): cellular response to ionizing radiation; recombinational repair; DNA damage checkpoint signaling
Cellular component (GO): nucleus; chromosome
Source: RefSeq, a predicted model, not a curated record
AUUAUAUUGAUCAUGGCGACUGCAUGAAAACAUUGUGACUGAAUGAGUCUGGACAUGUCCAUUGAUUUUAGCGGAUAUGCCAAGGAAAGGUUCCCGAAAAUCUAUACUUGAAAAGAAACCCAAAUUAGAUUUUGUCAAGAGCCCUGUAAGUGGCCCUGGAUGUCCUGUGUCCCCUGUCCUUGGAGCUCUUCAUCCUCUCACAGCUAAGGCCAUAGCUGCUGAUGAAUCCAAUCUCACAUGGAUCUCACCAAAUUUCCUUGCUCGGCAAGGUUUGAGCCAUGGGAAAAUUAAACUACUGAGAGGAAAGAGACUACAAACACGACAGAGACAUGUCUCAGGCGAGAAGGAGAAUCAUGGCGAUAGUAGACGAGGACAAGCUCUUGGAAGACUCAAACCUUUGGCAUUUCUCACAGAUGAUGCCACUGACGAAUCACUGGAACUCCUUCAGAGUUUGACACCACCACGAGAUUUCUCUGUGUCUAGGAACCUCUGCCCCAGUCCUACUUCUGAUGUCCAGACUCCUGAAAUGAAAGAAAAUGCUGGUGAUCAACGUCAGUGUUCUGACAGUAGUGUGCUUGUGAGGAGACAGCUUAGAAAGGGAGACAACUCAAGUCAUAAAUCGAUAGCUGAUACAGUUUGCAAGGCACCAAAUCUGAUUGAGUCGCCUUUAAGGAUAUUAAACUUUUCAGUUGAGGAUAGUCAGUGUUGUGAUCCGUCUCAGAUUCGUAGAUCGGCAAGGUUACGAGAAAAGUACAAGGAUUCAGUGAAGUUACUGCGAACUCCGCCGCGACGGGUUGUGAAAGAUGCUAAUGUGUUGGUGGUGGAUACUCCGGAGAGCGACUACGGUCUGAGUCUCCGAAGAAGACAGUUGGCUAAGCUGAGGGGAUGUGUUUCUGGAAAAACAUCCUGAAUACUUUGAAAAUAGUGUGAAGUUGCAUAAGAGUGAAUCUGUAUGCUUGAACAGAAUGCUACUGCACCAUGGUACCUUGAAAGUGUUCAGAUCAUCACAGUGGAAAGGUCAUUGUGUUUCACAUUCAAUAGUCAGAGGUUAUCAUCCAUGUAUUUUCUCUUAACAAUGAAUCGUUUGCUGUUAAUAGUAUUACAUAGUAAAUAGUAAAUAGUAUUAAGUACAUGUUCCCAAGGCAUCAGUGUCCACUAGCCUUUAUCAAAAUCUAGUUAUUACUCUUGCCCUUUUCUUGACUCAGUCCUGGCGCCACCCUGCGUAAGCAUGAGUUCUGACCCUUGUGAUGAUGUCAGUGCACUAAGUCCCCUUGGGCAAGUUGAUUGAAAACUUGGAAAGACCUCGAAAAUAUUAGCUUUUGCUUAAGUGUUGGAAUAAUUUCAGUGCAAAUUCGACUCACAAUGAUUGUGGCCAUUGUAGCUGCCAUGUUUUUGGAACCCAAAUGUUGAUUUUGAAAACGUUAUCUUGUUGGACAUGCUAGUCCUCUCCUGAGAAAAGUUGGCUGGAAAGGGCAAAGGUGAAAACUAGACUUUGAAAAUUGACACUCUCGUCUCAGGAAGAUGCUUAAAAUUGGGCGAGAUCAAUUUAUUUACUUGCUUUACAAAUUGGCCUGUCGCUCAGUCCCUUCAGUACCCUCUUGCCUUCACGUAUUUAUAGGAUGAUAAUCUGGAAAACAAGUAAUUAAGUUGGUCUAGCCUACAAUGUUUAAGAAUGGUUUCCUUCUCAAUCAUUUGUACAUCAUGUUUGUGAUUUGACCAGGCCAAGUAUGUCUUCUAAUUUGUGAAUCAGCUUGUCAAAAGUGUCAUAAUGUUUGUAAUGAUUGAUUUAGCAUGUUUAUGAGUAGCCUAUGAUUAACAUGUAUUUUCUAAAUAACUUUUUUUUUAUCUAGGGGCGGUGGGGUAGCCUAGUGGUUAAAGUGUUUGCUUGUCACAUGGAAGACCAAGGUUCGAUUCCUUACGUGGGUACAAUUUGUGAACCCCAUUUCUGGUGUCCCCUGACCUGAUAUUUUGACAUAAAACCAUACUCAUUCAUUCACUUAAUUCAUGUAACUUUAUCUUUAAUCUCAUGCUUAUCAUGGUCAUGUGAUAUUUAUUGAAUUCCUGCAUGUGGGUUCGAAUCAUGGUUCGCCCCGAUUAUGUUUCUAGGUUUGUCAGCACCAUACCCAUGCUCGUGGGUUUCACCGAUGUGGUGAACGUCUGAGACUUGCAUCACUUCGGGCUUUCCUCCCACAUUAAGCUGACACGCCGCGAUAUAACUGGAAUACUGUUAAAAGCGGCGUUAAACCCAACUCACUCACUGAUUAUGAGCCUGCUUUUUAAUAGAACAUCCAUUAAACAAAAAGUAUUUGCAAACAUUGGUCUGCCAUAACUCAGUAUGGACGUGUUGGAUCACAAAUAUUGAUUACUGGAUCAACUUGAUAAUUGCUCUAGUUGUGUAACUAUCAUUAUCAAACAUGUAUCUACUGCAAAGAUAUAAAGUCAUGAUGAGAAGCUACUGAUGAAUUGUUCCAGUUCAGUAGUGUUGAUUGUUGUUUUGUGUGUGUUAAAGUGACCUGAAUGGAGAGUGGGUGUCCCCAAAGCCUGCUGAAUGGAAGAUAGCUUAGUGUCGAUUGAGGUAGGGGACAAUGAUAUGGAAGGCCAUGAUACGAUACAUAGCUCGAUACACUGCUCAUGAUGUGAUACAUAUCUCAACAUGCUCAAUAUGUCAGAACGACAACAUGAACAACUCAAAGGCCAUGAACUGAAAUACUCGUAUAUUUCUGAUGAGUGAAAAGGUAACAAGACAGGGAAGCCAAAAUGGUCCCAAACAGCUGAUUUGAAGGAUGCAGACGGCUUUAUCAUGUUUAUAAGCUCACUUUAAUCCCCUUUUAGAUAGGGUUAUAAUUUUGUUAAGAAAGUCAAAAAUAAUAUACUUUGUAUCAUGAAGUAUCACAAUAUGUCACAUAUGUAUUAAGUAUGUAUCAUAUGUCUUAUAGCAGGUCAUGUUACUUGGUGCAUCUAGUGUGGAUAGAUGCUCAUGAUGUCAAUCACUGGAUUGUCUGGUCCAGACUCGAUUUUUUACAGACCCUGUCAUAUAGCUGAGUGCGGCGUUAAACAACAAACAAACUUAGGUAGAGGAAGCCUCUCUAGCUUGAAGAUUGCCCAUUAAGUCUGACUGACUGUAUUUUGUAUAGCCUACAACAUGUACAACUAAACACCUGAUGCCAGUCAUGUGUCAACUUCCAACUUUCUUAAAGUAUCAAAUUGUGUUGCCAUUCCACAUCAUUUUGGCACCUGUGAAGAUCUGUGUCAGAAUAGAUCUUCAGCAACCCAUGCUUACCGUAAAAGGUGACUAUGUUUGUCGAUAGAGUCGGGUGUCAGACUGGCUGACAUGGUUGAUGCAUGUUAUCGAUCCCAAUUGUGUAAAUCGAUGCACAUGAUAUCAAUCACUGGAUUGUCUGGUCCAGACUCAAUUAUUUACAGACCACCGUCAUAUAGCUGGAAUAUUGCUCAGUGCGGCGUUAAACAACAAACAAACAAAGCAUCAUUUUGGGCAAACUUUGUUCAUCACAUUAAUUCGGGCCUAUUGACGAUUAGUUAUCAUGAUUAAAUGAUACAGAAAUCGCUCUAUUUGAUUUUGUGUUUGUUCUAUUUAAGAUGUCAUACAUUUCCAUGAUCAUAUGACCAACACUACCAUGUUAAUGUUGUUACCCUGAAGACGUGGAUCAAUCUUAACCUGUUUCUUGAUUGUGGCAAUUAACCAUAUCCUCCUUGAAUGCUGGGGGCCCUGGUCGUCCUGUUGCCACCAGUAGCUGUGCAGAGUUGUGUCCCUUAGGUGUGAUGGACGUCUAUGAUCAUAGGUUCUAAUCACAGAUUUUCUUUGAUUCCUGAUUGUUUCUGAAGUUGUCAACACCAUAUCUGCGCUGGGAAACGUCAAAGAUUUGCUUCACUUUGAGAUUUCUUCCCACAUAAAGCUAACUUAACUGAAAUACUGUUCAAAGCAGUGUUGACCAAACUUACUGAGUACUUGAAUACAUGAAAGUGACCUGUUGAUGCAAUAAAUUAAUAC